This is a messenger RNA of Hypoxylon trugodes, 3876 nucleotides long. RefSeq lists its product as uncharacterized. The record is from RefSeq and is a predicted model, not a curated record. NCBI's taxonomy places the organism in Eukaryota, Fungi, Ascomycota, Sordariomycetes, Xylariales, Hypoxylaceae. Gene Ontology annotation, biological process: regulation of DNA-templated transcription; DNA-templated transcription. Bases 429 to 3233 code for a protein of 934 amino acids. The transcript is spliced from 2 exons. Gene Ontology annotation, molecular function: zinc ion binding; DNA-binding transcription factor activity, RNA polymerase II-specific; transcription cis-regulatory region binding. Gene Ontology annotation, cellular component: nucleus.
GGCAGAUAUAUCACGUAAUACGGGAAGGAACCAAAAGGGGGAGAGCCUCGGAAUCGGAAAAACAUCGGUUCGUUCGGAACUUAGUGAAGUCCGAUACGCUUUCUAUUGGAGAGAAGAAAGGAAAGAAGGGUGGAGAAGCAGGAGAAACGGCGGGCUACCCCAAAGUCUCUUAGCUCGUACGACCUACAAAGCUUGGGGGUCUCUUAAGCCAGCCACCAUUCAAGAAAAUCCCGCCAGUGCCUAUUUUUUCCAUGUACAUCUUAUUGCCAUCGGGCGCCGGCUAUUAUGUUGACCGCGACAACCGCAAAGUCGGCCUCGUUCUACCGCGACAUAGUACGUGUAAGCCUCUAACGCUGUAAGCGGCUAUCUCGAUCGAUCUUUUUUUUUUUUUAGGGGAGGCGGAUAAAAAAAAAAGAAAGAAUCCGAGAAUGGAUCCAUCCUCCCUUGACCCACGUCUUCGUGGUGAAGUCGGCGAAGAUUCAAUUGUCGUCAAUGAUCCGACAAAUCCGAAUCCCCAGCAUCCGCAUCCGCACCCGCAUCCACAUUCACAUCUUCAACAACAUCAACACCAAGCCGCCGUCGCAGGGAUCCCCGCUUCAUCCGCACAAGAAGAUCUUCCCGAUUCACCACUUCAACAACAUCUCCAAUCUCAAGCAACUGGUCACCCGUCGCCCGAUUCCGCAACUCAUUAUGCUCCUCAAACCCCCAAUGGCCAUCCACAUUCGGCGAAUAGCGAUACCCCCAAUGCACUCGGGGGUACUCCCCACGACCCCAACGAUCCCAAGCGACCAAGAGCCUGCGAGGCCUGCCGUGGGUUGAAGGUGAAAUGUGAACCCGACCUUUCGAAUUUAGAAGGGCCUUGUAAAAGAUGUGCGAAAGCGGGUAGGAAUUGCGUGGUAACACAACCAACGCGUAAGAGGCAAAAGAAGACAGAUAGCCGGGUUGCUGAGCUAGAGAAAAAGAUCGAUGCAUUAACUGCAAGUUUGCAAGCUAGCAGAGGCGCACCUGGCCACACUGCUGCUGCUGCCGCGCAUUCAACCCCAUCGGAGGACCAAAAGUAUGGAUAUGAUGCGGCAAGAGAUUGGGGUGCUCCGCCGUCUAGGGAAAACCAACACCAGCCUCAAUCACACCCCCAAUCUCAACAUGCGCCGUCACCAGAGAAGCGCCCGUUUGCGCCACCGACCGUUAUGGCUGGUCAGAAACGAAAAUUCACCGAACCCGCCGAUGGUUCGCCCGGUAUAUCGUCAGCGGUACCGAAAGCCAGCGCAGGGGUCGAGCAGCAACCCGAUAUAAUCGAUCGCGGGGUAAUAACUAUGAGCGAAGCUGCUGAGUUUUUCGCCCGCUACACGGACGAUAUGGUACCUCACUUACCAGCAGUCGUCUUCCCUGAAGGUACUACUGCCGCCGAUGUCCGUAAGACGAAACCUAUACUGUUCCUUGCCAUUAUGGCGGCUGCUUCGUCUGAAAUACCGAAGCUUCAACGUCAACUCGUAAAGGAAAUAUUACAGAUAUUUGCCGACGCCAUCAUAAUCACUGGAAGGAAGUCUUUAGAAUUAAUCCAGUCCCUUUUAGUCAGUGUCAUAUGGUAUUAUCCGCCGGAACACUUCGAGGAACUAAAAUUUUAUCAAUUCAUACAUCUGGCCGCUGUUAUGUCAAUUGAUAUCGGUCUGGGCCGAAAAACACACAACCCUAAAACACGUCUCGUACCAUAUACUUGGCGGGAUCACCCAUUCCGAAAACAACCUCUACCAGACCCAAUGUCACUGGAAGCACGACGAACAUGGCUGACGGUGUAUUUCCUGGCAUCUAACGUAUCCAUGGCUUUACAUCGUCCUAACCUAAUUCGAUGGCAACCUUUUAUGACUGAAUGCAUGGACAUCUUAGAAUCGUCCCCUGAAGCUGCGCCCACUGACAGGUACUUGUGUCAUCUUGUCUGGACUCAUCGAUUAGCCGAGGAUGUUGGCAUACAGUUCUCUAUGGAUGAUCCAACUGUGUUUGUUAACAUCUCUGAGCAGAAGGUGCAGUAUGCUCUACGAGGCUUCGAACGUGAUCUUGCCAAGUAUAGCGAAUCUAUCCCUAAGGCGGAGAAGCGAGCAUCCCUUCUCCUUGGCUUCCAUGUGUUGAAUUUAUAUAUGCAUGAAAUCGCUCUACACGUCGAUAAAAACCCGGAAGAUUACCGACCUCCUUGUGGCGCGGACUCACUCCGAGACCCGAUUCCGGGAUUGGACGAUUCUCUUACGCCAUCUCAUAUCAGUGCCCUAUCCUCAUGUCUUACCGCUAUCGACGGUAUUUUUGAGACAUUUUUAUCAAUGGACGUGCACAGUAUUCGCUGCAUACCCAUCUUCACCUUCGUUAGAGUCGCUUAUGCAGUGGUCGUCCUCAUUAAGAUGUAUUUCAGCGCCAGUAAUUCAAAUUCUGAACUCGGCAAAGUCAUCAAUAAGGAUAAUAUGAAAGUUGCGGAAUAUCUUGAGAAACUCCUUGAGAAAUUCCGCGACGUUGCCGCAUCAGAUAAGUCUCGCCCGGCUAGCAAGUUCCUCCUUGUCCUAGCGAUGCUUCGAACGUGGUUUUUUAAACAGGGACAAGCAACGAACAAAGCACAGGGUGAGGAGGAAUCAGAACCUACGCAAGGGCCCAAAGAUCCGACAAAUCCAAACGAACAACAACAACCACAGAACGGCGCGGGUCAAUCACAUCCCCAUGCGCAGCAACAGCAGCAUCAGCAACCGCUUCAGGCCCCGACAAGCAAUCCUGGGCCGACUAACACGCCGCUCCAGCUCCUAUCGGAAAUAGCGACCGGAAAUGGCCCUAACCAAGCGGGUCCAGGUCCGGAACCAAACAACCCGCAAGCUUUUAGAGGAUGGUUGCGGGCUGUACCACAGCCACCGCAGCCCUUCAUGUACGACCCGACAGGAACGGCUGCCGUUGUGUCUCAGGGAAUUCCUGGUUUAGGUAUAGGACCUGAGCAGGCGCUAAUGCCUUGGAUGACUGGAUCGUUCGGCACGACCGAAUUCGAUUAUGCUAGCUUGAGCGAUGGUUUUGAACAAGCUAUGGGUCUCACACUGACAGGCUUCGGCGGUGGUAGUCCCGGCGACCCGGCCUCAUACGAGGACACCAUGCGCUAUAUGAUGCAGAACGAUAUGCUUGGACCUAUGCCUCCUGGAACAGCAGAUGGGUUUGCUCCCGGCCCACCACAACACCAAGGGUCACCGAAUGGGAGUUACUACCAGUUCUAAGCGUGCAUAAUUUCCAUGUUCAAUAAAUGUUGUACGUCACUUCAAUGCUUGACGCCGUUCUUAUCGUACUUCCCUCACGCAUACACGUAGAUGUGGGGAAACUGUAUUAUUACGCGAAAAUACCAGCGUGAAGAAGAAAAGAGAGAAGACAUAAGAAUAAAAGGGCAGGAAGAUAAAUUACACAAGAGAAAGAGUAGUUGGGAAUUAUAUGUCGGUAUUUUCAAGAGGGUUCACUUAUCAUCUCCCUUUUCACCAACCCGCCACCACUCAUACUUUAUCACGACAUUAAAUCGGCUCUUAUCCAUGUAUGAUUUACCCCAAUCCAUUCAUAUACCACUCACUUUGCUACAUACCCGAUAAAGGCGCCGGAAUUGGGAAUUACUUAUUGUAGCUACACAAGGGUACAUGCGCAACAACAACAACAACAAGACAACAGGAUCGAACGGCGAACAGGCGCAACAACUUUGCUACAAGGUACCUAGGUACCUAUUACUUUUCUACUCCUCAUAUUAUCAGGGGUUGUGGUGCGGUGGAGUUUAUGAAAUGAUCCGAUGAUGCAUGCCUUUUACCGCGUUUUUAUCAUCAUCGCUAGUAUGAGAAAGACGACAAUAGAACUUUGCGCUGCAUACCCAUAACCACUGAU